Messenger RNA from Papaver somniferum (opium poppy), 1265 nucleotides. Its product is annotated as probable membrane-associated kinase regulator 6. The record is from RefSeq and is a predicted model, not a curated record. NCBI's taxonomy places the organism in Eukaryota, Viridiplantae, Streptophyta, Magnoliopsida, Ranunculales, Papaveraceae. The coding region runs from base 69 to 800 and encodes 243 amino acids. The transcript is spliced from 2 exons.
ACAUUUUCAAUUUACAGACAAAGAAAGAGAUUGAGAGAAGAUCUUCAAAAACAAGAAAAAAUUCAUCAAUGGAAGGAAAUACAGGCACAGCAACAAUCUCAAUUGAGAGCUUCUCAUACAGAUGGUUAGUAAACUUAAAAUCAACACUUGAAAGUCUAGAUGAUGAUCAUCUGUCAUCAUCAGAUAUUGAAGCUGCAGCAUUUAUAGUAAUGGAUCCUAAAAAUACACCAUCAAAAAGAUUCUUAGUAGAUGAUUUCAAUUUUCCAACUACUCCAUCACCGAAUCAUUUCAACAACAACAACAACAAUUUCAGUCUUGUUCAUGCUGAAGAAUUGUUCUCUAAUGGAACUUUUCUUAUCCCAGCUGGCACUACUCUGUUUUCAACUAAAAAGAUUGAGAAAUCCAUUGAUAACGGAGUUAAUUCAAGCCCCAUGAAUUCAAAACCAUUGAAAAACAAUAUUGUGAUUUCCAUUCAUCAAAUUCAUUCAAUAUUUGCUAAGAAAUGUUGGAAAUCAUCCAAGAAGAUGUUUAGAAAAUGUCUUAUUGGGUUAUUCAGUAAUCAUAACGAUAAGACUACUGUUUAUUCAUCAUCUUCAUCACCAUCAUCAUCACCACCAAAAUCAGUCAAAUCAUUGGCUAGUUCAAGAUCAUUAUUAGUUGAUAGAAGAAGAAGAAAUUCACAAAAGCUUAAUAGGUCUAUGUCUUCACCAUCAUCAUUAACAACCAAUACUACUACUAUUGCACCUGAAGGAUCGAUUUAUGAAGCUGUUCUUCAUUGCAAGAAAUCUAUUGAAAAGUGAGCAAAACUAUAUGGUCCUCUUUGCACAAAAAAAAGAAGCAAAGUUGCUUCACGGAUAACCGAAUUUCACAAUGGGUUACUAAAUUCUAUAUGGUUGAAGAUCCGUCUUUGCUUGGUACUAGCAACCUUUGGUGGAAUUUGGUAAAGAAGGAGCUUAAGAAAUGAAGACUAUUUAUAUUAGGUGUUUAGGGUUCAUCAUAUACACAGAAUGACGUAGAAGAGCAAAGAGAGAGAGGUCUUAGAGAAGAUCCUCCUUAUUCAUCAUUUUUGCUUAUUUCCUCUGUUGUGAACAGAUUGUAUUUAUUUUGUCCUUUUGAGGUUAUUAAGAUGGAAAGAGUUAUUAAAGCAUUGUAAAUAGUUGAUAGAUAUAUUAUCAUUACGAAAACUAAAUAAAUCAUUGUGCGGAUAAAUUUCGAAUUCAAAUCAAGAAUCAAUAUUGAAUAAACUUGACCAGUUUACUAGUUCA